AUGCUCGAUGCGGGAGCCAGCGCUUCUACAUCCCCCGUCUAUGAGCGGGCUCCUGACCUAGAUCCUGGCUGGCAGGCCGUUGAAACGCAGCCAGCCAACGGAGGAUAUGCGCAACUAAAUCAGCUCAUUCCUGCAGCAGCAGCACCACAAGGGAGCCGGAGGGGCUCGCAAAAGAAGAAUUUGGCCAGAGUACCAGCAUCAUUCGUCCAGAGGCAAGAAAAGGUGAAGAUUUCCAAGCGAAACGGACCUUUGGACGAGAUCACGCGUCAGAAGACGCAUCGGAUGCGCAAGAAGAAGAACGGCUGCCUUCGAUGCAGGUUCUUCAAAGUCGGGUGUGAUGAUGGAGAAGUCUGCCAAAGAUGCCUUAAAGUCGAGGGCAACGCUAGGUCCUUCAAGCAGCCGUGCACGAGGGAUCGUCUAGAGGAUGCUUACUUGGUCCGUCACUGCAAUGGUCGCUCUGUCCAGGAAGAAGGAGAGUUCCUGGGCUACGACUGGGUACCCAAUAGUGGCCUCUAUGAUAUGGAGGUCAUGUGGAAUCUGCCUGGAUACGGCCCGAUAAGGAUGGCCCGGCCCUUCACCGUCAAGGGCCGUCAGUACUACCCAAAAAGGAGUUUCCUAGAUACCGCGACAUCUAUAUGGAGCAAUGAGAACGGAGAACUCAGGGCCGUGAAGCAACCACCGUAUGCAAUAUACGACUCCGCCAGUCUGAUCCUCGGCCUUGAAAGAUAUUACUCCCUCUAUCAGGACGAGAUCGAAGGGUGGAUAUUCAACCGGGUCCGCCAUGACGAGGUCGCUUGGCUUACAUACCAUGAGGUGGUUCGAAUGCGCAACAAGACUCCUCGCGGACCGCGCAAUCUUCUUGACUUGGCUUUGCGUCUUCAAUGCCUGUCGAUCGUCUCACAGGGAUAUGGCACCGUUUGUUCAGAAAAUGUCCCAGGGAUUCAAGAGUACGAUUUCGGCAAGAUGGGUCGGAGCAGCUACGAGGCGUAUGACCGUAACUCACGCGAUCGCCCUCUCCCGGGUCAGAUGUCCCAACAAAUGGACGUCGCCAUUUUGAAAUCCCUGAAGAAACUCGAGAAGCUCUGCGCAAAGGAACUGGGUAGCCGGAUUUUCCAAUCCAAGAUCAAGCCAUGGUACGAGCUGCUCUUGGCUCUCUUUGUAUUGUUCUGGAAUCUUGAGUACAUAAGCCGCGGCGCGGAGAAGUAUAUUCUGGCCAAGAAUGGGACGGACCUCGAAGGCCAGGUCGGCAACGUUGUCCGCAACCAACUCAAGAAGUGGGAUUGGGCAUUUCGAGUCCUUCUGCAGCACUGGGCUGCUGUGAUGCGAGACUUUGACCCCCUCAAGCUAGCGCGCGAGAACCCUGAAGAGCUGCGCAUAAACGGUCACGUGGACGCAGAAGGUUUCCAAUUUCUGAUGAAGCUGGCUAAGGUCUUGGAGCAUGGACGGCCUGAACAAUACCCAAACCCAUAUGUUGGCGCCCCAUCUACUUACUCUUCACUGACCAGCGAGUGGAUCAGAGCGCUCUUCAAAGAAGCCGGCGCUUAG
Messenger RNA from Trematosphaeria pertusa, 1545 nucleotides. RefSeq lists its product as uncharacterized. The transcript has 5 exons. Lineage: Eukaryota; Fungi; Ascomycota; Dothideomycetes; Pleosporales; Trematosphaeriaceae. Bases 1 to 1545 code for a protein of 514 amino acids. Gene Ontology annotation, molecular function: DNA-binding transcription factor activity, RNA polymerase II-specific; zinc ion binding. Gene Ontology annotation, biological process: regulation of DNA-templated transcription. The record is from RefSeq and is a predicted model, not a curated record.